GGAAUACAAGCACAAACCUGCGUGUACAAACUAUAGGGAGGGAGAUCUUGGUGGAUACAGAGAAAGAGGGGCCAGGUUUGUCCUUGGGAAGGGAAGGCAGAGGGAUUGGAGGGUCACCCGGGCAUGUCCUUUCCACCAGCGCACACACACCCCGACACCCCCGUGGCCUGUCCUCCUCAACCGAACCCGAGCACAUGCCCUGCUUCCCCUCGAACUCCCCUAUAAAUACCCCCUCACCCCUCUUUUAAUUCUCCCACCCAGCUACCGCACUGGAAAUUCUCUCCUCUACUUUCCAACCAUCUCAGCUUUCCUCUCUUUUGCACGCUUCCUGGUCUCUAUCAACUUCUAAGCAAUUGGUAGCAGUCUGAGAAGGGAAGGAAAGAAGAAAUGGCGAUUAGGAAGUCCAACAAGCUCCCCCAAACGGCUGUUUUGAAGCAAAUACUGAAGAGGUGCUCGAGCUUGGGGAGGAGUGGAGGAGAGCAAGAAGGGUUGCCGGUGGACGUGCCGAAGGGCCACUUCGCGGUGUACGUUGGGGAGAAUCGGAGCCGGUUCAUUGUUCCCAUCUCUUACCUCUCCCACCCCGAGUUCCAGAGCCUCCUCCGGCGAGCAGAGGAGGAGUUCGGCUUCGACCACGACAUGGGCCUCACCAUCCCCUGCGAGGAGGUCGUCUUCCGGUCCCUCACCUCCAUGCUACGAUGAAGAGGACAGGGAUGAUGAGGAAGGAGGGAGGGAGCUCUCUCUCUCUACCUCUACCUCUCUCUGUGUGGCUUGCCCUCUGUUCCUCUUUUUUGCCGGCUUCUCUCUCACCUGUUCUGUUCUUUUUGCCGGCUUCUCUGCUCUCUUCUUCUUUCUUCUUUUUUAUUGUAGUGAUUCUGACGUAAAGCCCAUGGGAUUGUCUAUGGGUUGGAUUUGUACAUCUCAGAGCGGCGUGCGGUUUGCGCCGCCCUGUGAGAGCUAAUUAGUGAAGGAUGAAGAGAGAUAUAUCUCUCUUUUCUUCU
Messenger RNA from Phoenix dactylifera (date palm), 998 nucleotides. RefSeq names its product auxin-responsive protein SAUR50. The record is from RefSeq and is a predicted model, not a curated record. NCBI's taxonomy places the organism in Eukaryota, Viridiplantae, Streptophyta, Magnoliopsida, Arecales, Arecaceae. Gene Ontology annotation, biological process: response to auxin.